GUCUUCUUAUUGGUUUAUGGUUAUGGUUAUGGUUAUGUUGAUCAUGGAUGUCUUCUACGGGAUUCGCAUUAUUAAAACCCGUGUGUAUGUAGUACGGAAUGUAACACAAUAGAUAGAUAGUGGUGAGAGGACUGCCGCGGGACCCAUAAAAAUCAUUGCUUGAUUGGAAAUCAAGUUGUGGAUCGGGAUCCAGUUUUUUCUUCCUUCCCAGGGGCGGGCAGGCAGUGAUGAUUAUUGAUCAUUGAUUAGUGAUUGUUGUACACGGUAGAUUGAGAUGAAGGGUUACAAUGGGGGUGGCGUGCUGGUGCAAAGAUGAGAGGGUAUAAAUAUGGGGUUGGGGUCAGGAGAUGGGAAUUGGAUAUCCAAGUUUGUUCUACUUUGUAUACCACCACUACUAUUAUAUACUAUCUAUCUUAAUUCUCGAUUCCCUUUACCACAACUGUUCUCUCGUGCAUACAACAAUCACCAUGACCAAGCUAUUUACUCCCCUCCAAGUUGGCCGCAUGCCCCUGGCCCAUCGUCUCGCCAUGGCACCCAUGACUCGAUUCCGAGCCAACGACGACCACGUCCCUCUUCCCAUGAUGACAGAGCAUUAUGAACAACGCGCUGCUGUUCCUGGUACGCUUCUCAUCACCGAGGCUACUCUCAUCACGCCCCGUUCUGGUUCAUACCGCAAUGUGCCUGGAAUCUGGAGCGAGGAGCAGAUUGCGCAAUGGCGCAAGUUGACGGACGCGGUUCACAAGAAGGGCUCGUACAUCUACAUGCAGCUGUGGGCUCUGGGACGGGUGGCUGAUCUCACGGCCCUGAAGGAGGAAGGGGACUAUGAUUUGGUUUCUAGCAGUGCUGUUCCGUUCGAGAAUGGUCCUGUUCCUCGGGAAUUGAGCGAGGAGGAGAUCCGUGGGUAUAUUGGUGAUUAUGCGCAGGCGGCUAAGAAUGCCAUUGCGGCUGGGUUUGAUGGUGUGGAGAUCCACGCUGCCAAUGGGUAUCUGAUUGAUCAGUUCAUUCAGGAUACUGUGAAUAAGCGCACGGAUGCCUGGGGUGGAAGUGUUGAGAACCGGUCCCGGUUUGCGGUGGAAGUGACUCGGGCGGUGGUUGAUGCUAUCGGUGCGGACCGCACGGGUAUUCGGCUUAGCCCUUACAGCACUUUCCAGGGCAUGAAGAUGGAGGAUCCCAAGCCGCAGUUUACGGAUCUGGCGGAGAAGUUGGCGCCGUUUAAGCUGGCGUAUGUGCAUCUUGUUGAGGCGCGCAUUGCUGGGAAUACCGAGGGUGUGGUGUCGGAUGUGGAGACGCUGGACUUCUUCACCAAGGCGUAUGGCAACGCGGGCCCUCUGGUAGUUGCUGGUGGAUACAAGCCGGAUUCGGCCAAGGAGGCGGUCGAUGUGCACUACAAGGACCUUGAUGUCGUCAUUGGCAUUGGUCGUCCCUGGACCGCGAACCCUGAACUGCCUUUCAAGAUCCAGCAUAACAUCCCUCUCCAUCCGUACCAGAGAGAGGUCUUCUACUUGCCUAAGGAUCCCAAGGGUUACGUCGACUAUGAUUUUAGCGAGGAGUUCAAGGCUGUCAAGGUUGCUGCUUGAUUGGGUUGGAGACUCUGUUUAUUUCAAUUUCUUUAGAAG
Molecule: messenger RNA, 1616 nt
Organism: Aspergillus sclerotioniger CBS 115572
Lineage: Eukaryota; Fungi; Ascomycota; Eurotiomycetes; Eurotiales; Aspergillaceae
Product: alkene reductase
Exons: 1
Coding region: 468-1577 (369 amino acids)
Molecular function (GO): FMN binding; NADPH dehydrogenase activity
Source: RefSeq, a predicted model, not a curated record